Drosophila ficusphila is the source of this 2273-nucleotide messenger RNA. It is a transcript of the gene TBPH, whose product is annotated as TAR DNA-binding protein 43. The record is from RefSeq and is a predicted model, not a curated record. Gene Ontology annotation, cellular component: nucleoplasm. Gene Ontology annotation, biological process: regulation of gene expression. The coding region runs from base 415 to 2034 and encodes 539 amino acids. Gene Ontology annotation, molecular function: RNA binding. NCBI's taxonomy places the organism in Eukaryota, Metazoa, Arthropoda, Insecta, Diptera, Drosophilidae. The transcript is spliced from 7 exons.
UAUUGGUCACACUUCUGAAAAACUUCAAGCGAUACAUACAGGAAAAAUCGGAUCCGAACUGAAAUCUGAAAAUAUGGUCCACUUUUCUAAAGAAAUAAUGUUGAAAUAUCAAUUGUAAAUAUUACCUGUUUCUUAUUUCGCACGGAUUGAAAGUGGAUGUGCAUAAAAAGCGUGUGUUGAGUCGAAAAACGAGCGUGGAACGUAAAGUGACUUCUGAAUUCUGCCUGAGUGUGAAUCGAAUACGUGUGAGAGAGCGUGCGAGCCUAUCUGAAUUUACUUGCCACAUAAAGUAUAUCAAGAAUAUUGUGUGGGCGCUGCAAGAAAUCGAAACAUAUAUUAAAGUGAGCUGUGUCAAGUAGAGCAGCUUCCAAAAACCCCUAUCAAUAGUUAUCCCCGGCAGGAAGGCCCUUUGUAAUGGAUUUCGUUCAAGUAUCGGAGGAGGAGGGUGACGAGCCCAUCGAGCUGCCGGCCGAGGAAGACGGCACCCUGUUGGUGUCAACCUUGCAGGCUCAGUUUCCCGGAUCUUGUGGUCUAAAGUAUCGCAACUUGGAAACCAAGGCGGUGCGCGGAGUUCGCUCUAAUGAGGGAAGACUGUUCCCCCCCAGCGUGGACUGUGGCUGGGGGGAGUACCUGUACUUCUGUGUGUUUCCCAAGGCUUUACCGCCCACAGAAAACAAGCGCAAGAGUGAUGACAACUUGGAAAAUUCAACGGCCAAGACCAAACGCAUCGAGACUCGCCUUAGAUGCACUGAUCUUAUUGUUCUUGGUCUGCCCUGGAAAACUACCGAAGACAGUUUGCGGGAGUACUUUGAGACCUACGGUGAGGUGCUGAUGGCGCAGAUCAAGAAGGACACAAAGUCGGGGCAGUCAAAGGGCUUUGGGUUCGUGCGUUUUGGGUCAUAUGAUGCCCAGAUGCGUGUGCUCUCCAACCGUCACCUUAUCGAUGGUCGUUGGUGCGAGGUAAAGGUGCCCAACUCCAAGGGCAUGGGCCACCAGGUGCCUUGUAAGGUCUUUGUAGGCCGUUGCACAGAGGACAUCAACUCGGACGACUUGCGGGAGUAUUUCUCCAAGUUCGGAGAGGUAACGGAUGUGUUCAUUCCCCGUCCCUUCAGGGCCUUUAGUUUUGUCACCUUUCUCGAUCCCGAUGUGGCGCAGUCUCUUUGCGGAGAGGACCAUAUAAUCAAGGGUGUUUCGGUGCAUGUGUCGAAUGCCGCCCCGAAAGCGGAGCAGAACAGGAACCAACAGGCGCAGAGCUACAAUUAUAACUCCACCAAUGGCUUCGGCAUGCACUCGUAUCAUCCACAGGGCAACCACAUGAAUACGGGCCGCAAUGGACACCACAGAGGUAAUAACCAACACAGUGCUCACGGCAGUGAGAACACCAUCAUCGCCAACAAUCACAGUAGCAACGGCUCGGCUGGUUAUGGCAUGGGUGGCAACAGUUACGGCGGAAACUCGGGCGGGGGCUAUCACAACGGCAGCAAUCACUCCACUGGCGGAAACGUGAACCGUCAGGACGGUGGUACGCAGUACAGCAGUAGACAGGCUAACUUCCAUGGAAUGAAUCCGCAGCACAACGGAAACGUGGGUGGCAGCAACGGGUGGAUGAACCGGGGCCACUUGGAUAUGCCCAAUUUGCAGGCCUUGGGCAUUAAUUCGCAGGGAUCGAGCUCCUCUAACCAGGGCCAGAACAUGAGCAACCAGUCGAUGCUUAACUUGAACUCCUUGCCGAUCAAUCCCGCCCUGGUAGCUGCUGCGUUGAACCAGUGGAGCCUGGUAGGCAACCAGCUACAGAACCAAAACCAGGACCAGCAGGGCGGAAAUUUUUUAUCGUGGAUGGCCCAGAACGGUGGCCACAACAACGCCAACAACUUUGGUGGCCGUAAGGGAUCGAAUAACCCGAACAAUCCGGGCACUAAUGGGAUGAGCAAGGCCGACAAUACCGGAUGUAAUGACCAACAGAAUGGAAACACGGGAUGGUCAAAUCAGAGCAGUGGCUCUCAAAACUCCGUGGAGAAGUCAAACUUUCUUUAAGGCUGUAACAUUAGCACUACUGGGAACCAUUAACUGUGGUUCAUAAUAACUUUGAUUUAACCAAAACUUCUGUAGCUUACUUAAAUAUAUAUGUAUUCUACAAUUAAAGAAAUUAAGAAUUGUAUUUAAUAUAAACAUGCUAGAUAUUUUAAUAAGUACAAGUAAUGAUGACACUCAAUGGAGAAAAAUACAAUUUAUACCUAGAACCCUGAGUAAAAUAAAUUAUGGUUUAGAGCACA